UGUACGGCAUGAGGGUCAGAAUAGCCCUGGCAGAGAAGGGAAUAAAGUACGAGUACAAAGAGCAGGAUUUAUUCCACAAAGGCUCACAGCUUCUGGAUAUGAACCCCGUUCACAAGAAGAUACCGGUUCUGAUCCACCAUGGCAAACCCAUUUGUGAGUCCCUCAUCAUCUUGCAAUAUAUUGAUGAGGCUUGGAAGGAUAGUGGACCUCCGUUGUUGCCCUCGGAUCCUUAUGGGAGAGCUCAUGCUAGGUUUUGGGCUGAUUUCAUUGACAAGAAGAUGUUCUGCGUGGCAAAAAAGAUAUGGUGCACAAAAGGGGAAGAAAGAGAGGCAUACAAGAAAGAAUUCAUACAGAUAUUUAAGGUAUUGGAAGGAGAAAUUGGAGAGAAGCAAUAUUUUGGGGGUGACACAUUUGGGUUUAUAGAUAUAUCUCUUAUCACAUUCUAUAGUUGGUUCCAUGCUUUUGAAACUUUUGGAGAGUUUAGUGUGGAAGCAGAAUGCCCUAAGAUUAUAAUAUGGGCUAAGAGGUGUCUUCAGAAGGAAAGUGUUUCUAAAUCUCUUCCCGAUCACAAAAAGAUUCUUGGUUUUGUUGUGGAGCUGAGAAAGAGGUUUGGAGUAGAAUAGGACCAAAGUAACAAAGGAAGGGUUUCGUUUUUCUGAAACUUCUUUUCAUUUUUUGUUGGACCAGCGUUUUGGUAGAGAUUGUAAUUAGAUACUUUGGUGUAUCUUGCAUGCUUUUGUCGGUCUAAUAAUCGGAGGAGACUACUUAAUGUGGGUCAAAGGUUAUAUAUAUUAAUCUUGUUAAUUAGUUGUGUUUUAUUGGCUGUGGUAAAUUAUACCAAUAAAAAAGAAAAAAAAAAGAAAAGAAAAAGAAAAGAAAAAGAAAAAGAAAACCUUGUUAUGUUGUAUUUUUAGCUCUGAACAUAUCUCUAGUUUUAUUAUGUAGUUAUAUUUUUUC
Messenger RNA from Ziziphus jujuba (common jujube), 957 nucleotides. Its product is annotated as probable glutathione S-transferase. The record is from RefSeq and is a predicted model, not a curated record. Gene Ontology annotation, cellular component: cytoplasm. The transcript has 2 exons. Bases 9 to 623 code for a protein of 204 amino acids. Gene Ontology annotation, molecular function: glutathione transferase activity. NCBI's taxonomy places the organism in Eukaryota, Viridiplantae, Streptophyta, Magnoliopsida, Rosales, Rhamnaceae. Gene Ontology annotation, biological process: glutathione metabolic process.